Messenger RNA from Emiliania huxleyi CCMP1516, 498 nucleotides. RefSeq lists its product as hypothetical. The record is from RefSeq and is a predicted model, not a curated record. The coding region runs from base 1 to 498 and encodes 165 amino acids. Lineage: Eukaryota; Haptophyta; Isochrysidales; Noelaerhabdaceae. The transcript is spliced from 2 exons. Gene Ontology annotation, molecular function: hydrolase activity. Gene Ontology annotation, biological process: nucleotide catabolic process. Gene Ontology annotation, cellular component: cytosol.
AUGGCACCGACGCAGCUCAGCAUUGUGCUGGAGCGCAUGCUCAACGAACUCGGGAUAGCCGACCUCACGUUCGAGGCUCGCGGCCCGACGGACACAAUGCCGGCUACUGACGUCGUCUCACCGGUGCCUUGGAACGACGUCAACUUCCUGAUCGUCACCGAUGUUCAUUCUUGGAUUGCCGGCCAUCGGCACCCGGAUCACACACUGGCGCUCGACGCGGACUAUGGGCACGUGCUGUCCCUGCACGAGCGCCUAGCGGAAGUCGCAGCGGCCAGAGGCUGCGACCUCUUCCUGGUGCAGAAUGGCGACCUCAACGACGGCACCGGAUUCUCCCGGACGCCGCCCGCGGUUCUCGUGCCGCUGCUGCAGCGCAUGCCAUUCGAUGCACUCACAACGGGCAACCACGAGCUGUACGAGAACGAAAAUAUCGACUAUCUCGCGCAGCCUGGCGGGUUCAUCGACUCGUGGAAUGGAAGCUUCAUCACCUCAAACACGUGA